Rhodamnia argentea is the source of this 1378-nucleotide messenger RNA. RefSeq lists its product as uncharacterized. Bases 91 to 1005 code for a protein of 304 amino acids. NCBI's taxonomy places the organism in Eukaryota, Viridiplantae, Streptophyta, Magnoliopsida, Myrtales, Myrtaceae. The record is from RefSeq and is a predicted model, not a curated record. The transcript has a single exon.
CGACCGCGACCGCGACGACUCGCCACAGCGCUCAGCACUCCAAAUCAAUCCGAAAGUGAGCUGAACCGACGGAGGUUUGAGCUCCCUGCGAUGAUGGGUUUUGCUAGACCGAAGCGCGGCAGUAACCUGCUCGACGACCAGGCCAAGGCUCGGCUCGUCCGCUCCGAUCUCCGCCGCCUCAGCUCCGACAGCAGCGGGAGCGAGCACGACGGCGAGGACGACUCCCCCUGCCUCUCCGAGCUCGUCCACGGCUUCCUCGAGGUCGAGCCGGAGGACUCCGCCGCGAACCGGCCCCCCGCGGACUGCGGCUCCGACUCCGACUCCGACUCGGACCGAGCCGCCUGGACGGACGCCAUCGCGGGCGUCCUCGAGGAGGCUCUCGUCCGCAAUGCGGAUUCGUAUCGGAGCCUUCUCCUCAGCCACGUCUCCGAAGCGAUCGAGGCGUUCUCGUGCCUGAAGUCGGACAAGCCCGCGCUGAGGCGCAAAGUGAUGUCGCACCUAAGGGAGAUCGGGUACAAUGCGGCCAUCUGCAAGACGAAGUGGGACUCCUCCGGCGGCCUAACCGCCGGGAGCUACGAGUUCAUCGACGUGGUCCGAUCGGAGCCGCCCGCGUGCGGCAGCCCGAGCCGGUACUUCGUCGACGUCGACUUCGACGGCCAUUUCGCGAUCGCGCGGCCGGCGCCCGAGUACUCGCGGCUGUUGCAGCGAGUCCCGAGGGUCUUCGUCGGCGGAAUCGAGGAUCUGAAGAGGACGGUGAGGGCGAUGUGCGACGCGGCGAGGCGGUCGCUCAAGAGCAGAGGCCUCUCCCUGCCCCCGUGGAGGAAGAACCGCUACAUGCAGAACAAGUGGCUCGCGCCGUACCGUCGGACUACGAACCCGUCGCCGGCGAGCACCUUUGCUCAGGCGGCGGCGGCGUCAUCGUCCUCCGCUGGCACCGCCGUGAAGUGCCGAUCGGUUGGGUUCGACCAACCCCUGAGCGGCCGUCUGUUUGUACGCACUAGAUAAACGAAUAAAAAAAAAAAUCUUUUUUGUGGGACUCUGUUAUUUUAACUUUUUCGGCCUUGCGUAAAAGAAAUGGAGGCGUUAAUCGAACUGUACGCGGCAAAUGCACAUCGGAUUGGUGGCGGCGAAACAGAAGGGCUGUGAAUCACGUGCGCACGGAAGUAUUUCGACUUCACUCGGACGCUUCCUCUCUGGGCGAUCUGAACCGCUCACUGCGCGAAGUCGUCGGGUUCCGUAAAUCGGACGGUGAAAGCCUCGUAAGUCGUGUCCAGAUGUGAUUUGAUGGGUGGUGUAGGAUGUGGAUAGGGAUGACGUGGACAGGGCCGAUGCGACGGGUGAUGGGUACAUUUAUGGUGGAGAUCCGAUCUUUUUUGUC